Messenger RNA from Symbiodinium necroappetens, 1200 nucleotides. NCBI's taxonomy places the organism in Eukaryota, Dinophyceae, Suessiales, Symbiodiniaceae. The record is from the annotation of a GenBank genome assembly.
AUGCUUAACCUGAACAGUUUCGAUGCUUCGCGAUACCCGCUGUGGUUAAUGGUCGGCCUGCUGAUGGCGUCCUCACAAUUAGCCAGCGCCGCACAAGCCAGCAUAGACAGGCCAUUCAUCGGCGCAGCUGACAUCGUCGUGCGCGCCCUGGAAAGCUCAGCCAUCACUAUUAAAGAACGAGCCGAUACAGACCGCUUUGUCAUCUUAUACGCAGAAGGUGAAGCACAGCAGAGUGUUGCCAUCACCUUGUUUGCGCUACCUCAGCAAAGCGAUCGCAUGACGGUCACCGUCAAUUCCGCCUCACCGGCAGAUCAGCACUUCGACCACCAAUUGCUCCAGGUAGAGGCUUUUAAUCCACUGUCUUCCGUCAAAGAUCGCCUUGCCUAUGCCGUGAUCAAAGAUGCGUUAGACAAGGGUACACUUGCGCCGGGGCAAACCGUUAUUGAAGCCACCUCCGGCAACACCGGUAUCGCGCUGGCCAUGGUCUGCGCAGUGAUGGGCCACCCCUUUGUUGCCACCAUGGCAGAGUCUUUUUCCGUUGAGCGGCGCAAGAUCAUGCGCGCACUGGGCGCAAAAGUAAUUCUCACGCCUGCAGCAGAGCGCGGCUCAGGUAUGGUGAAACGGGCCGAAGAGCUUGCCGCAAAACAUAACUGGUUCCUGACCAGGCAGUUUGAAAACCCUGCCAACCCGGCUUAUCACGCCAACACCACCGGUCCAGAAAUCCUCAGAGACUUCGCUGGAGAACGACUGGACUACUGGGUCAGCGGAUGGGGCACAGGCGGCACACUCAGUGGCGCUGGGCGCGUGAUGAAAGCUGCCCGACCUGAUUUAAAAGUUGUCGCCACCGAACCGGAACAAGCUGCCUUGUUAUCGGGUGGCGACUGGUCGCCACACAAAAUCCAGGGUUGGACACCAGAUUUUAUUCCCAGUGUGUUAGACCGCGAAGUGGCGGAUAUGAUUGUCACCAUCAAUGAUGAAGAAUCCAUGGCGAAUGCGCUGAAAAUUGCGCAGCAGGAAGGGAUUUUCACCGGCAUAUCCGGAGGCGCUACACUCACUGCGGCUUUGAAGGUUGCAGACCAGGCAGAAGCCGGCAGUGUCAUCCUCGCGAUGCUACCCGAUACCGCAGAGCGCUACAUGUCGACGCCGUUGUUUGCUGAUAUCAACGAAGGUUCCGACGACGAGUGGCUGGACAGCCUGUAA